GAGGUCCGGCCGUCGGGGGCUGAAGCCGAGCGCCCAGCCCGCCGAGUCCGCGGCGCCUCGGCCCCUGUGCGCCGCCGCGGCCCGGGAGCGUCGGCCGGGCGGGCCGGCAUUAAACUGAGAUGUCCCUGUACGAUGACCUGGGAGUGGAGACCAGUGACUCAAAAACGGACGGCUGGUCCAAAAACUUCAAAUUUCUGCAGUCUCAGCUCCAGGUGAAGAAGGCAGCUCUCACUCAGGCAAAGAGCCAGAGGACAAAACAAAGUACGGUCCUUGCCCCAGUAAUCGACCUGAAGCGAGGUGGCUCUUCAGACGAGCGGCAGAUCGUGGACACCCCGCCGCACGUGGCGGCGGGCCUCAAGGACCCGGCUCCCAGUGGGUUUUCUGCAGGAGAAGUUUUGAUUCCCCUAGCUGAUGAAUAUGAUCCCAUGUUUCCUAACAAUUAUGAGAAAGCAGUGAAGCGCCAGAGAGAGGAGCGACAGAGACAGCGGGAGCUGGAAAGACAGAAGGAAAUAGAAGAGAGAGAAAAGAGGCGUAAAGACAGACAUGAAGCUAGUGGGUUUUCCAGGCGACCAGAUCCAGAUUCUGAUGAAGAUGAAGAUUAUGAGCGAGAGAGGAGGAAGAGAAGUAUGGGCGGAGCUGCCAUUGCACCACCCACUUCUCUUGUAGAGAAAGACAAAGAGUUACCCCGAGACUUCCCUUAUGAAGAGGAUUCAAGACCUCGCUCACAGUCUUCCAAAGCUGCUAUCCCUCCCCCAGUGUACGAGGAACAAGACAGACCCAGAUCCCCGACUGGCCCUGGCAACUCCUUCCUCGCCAACAUGGGUGGCACAGUAGCACAUAAAAUCAUGCAGAAGUACGGCUUCCGGGAAGGCCAGGGUCUUGGGAAGCACGAGCAGGGCUUGAGCACAGCUGUGGAGAAGACCAGCAAGCGGGGAGGCAAGAUCAUCGUGGGCGACGCCACUGAGAAAGAUGCAGCCAAGAAGUCGGAUUCAAAUCCAUUAGCUGAAAUACUUAAGUGUCCUACUAAAGUGGUCCUACUAAGGAACAUGGUUGGUGCAGGAGAGGUAGAUGAAGACUUGGAAGUUGAAACCAAGGAAGAGUGUGAAAAAUAUGGCAAAGUUGGAAAAUGUGUGAUAUUUGAAAUUCCUGGUGCCCCUGAUGAUGAAGCAGUACGAAUAUUUUUAGAAUUUGAGAGGGUUGAAUCAGCAAUUAAAGCUGUUGUUGAUCUGAAUGGGAGGUAUUUUGGUGGACGGGUGGUCAAAGCAUGUUUCUACAAUUUGGAUAAAUUCAGGGUCUUGGAUUUGGCAGAACAAGUGUGAUUGUAAGAACUAGAGCCUGAGUCAUCUCCAACGAUCCUUCAACGAGCCACAGACUGAGCAGAGGAGAGCAAGGCAACAGGCAGCCUGCAUGGCUGUGGGUACAGAGACUCUGGAAGGACUUCUAAGAUAUAUGUUGACUGAUCCCUUUUUUAUUUUGUGGUUUUUUAAUAUAGUAUAAAAAUCCUUUAAAAAAAAACAAACAAAAAAACAAUCUGUGUGCCUCUCUGGUUGUUUCUCUUUUUUAUUACCACUUCUGAGGUGAUUACAUUUUUUGCUAGGAUUUCAUGAUAAUUCUCAAGUGCUUCAGUGAUACGGCAUUUCUUGCACUAAAAAAAUCUAGAAAGU
Messenger RNA from Mesoplodon densirostris (Blainville's beaked whale), 1664 nucleotides. Its product is annotated as splicing factor 45-like. Gene Ontology annotation, molecular function: RNA binding. The record is from RefSeq and is a predicted model, not a curated record. Gene Ontology annotation, biological process: alternative mRNA splicing, via spliceosome; mRNA cis splicing, via spliceosome. NCBI's taxonomy places the organism in Eukaryota, Metazoa, Chordata, Mammalia, Artiodactyla, Ziphiidae. Gene Ontology annotation, cellular component: precatalytic spliceosome.